Messenger RNA from Aspergillus pseudotamarii, 692 nucleotides. RefSeq lists its product as uncharacterized. The record is from RefSeq and is a predicted model, not a curated record. The coding region runs from base 107 to 514 and encodes 135 amino acids. Lineage: Eukaryota; Fungi; Ascomycota; Eurotiomycetes; Eurotiales; Aspergillaceae. The transcript is spliced from 2 exons.
UAAUGGGCUGUUAAGUAGAUAACAAUAGCCUCAGGUUUACUUUUUCACAGACUAUCAUGUCCAGAUAAACUUUUUGAUAUUGGUUUGAGUGGGUACGAUUUUAGUCAUGGAGCCAACUGAGAAUUUUGCAUCUGCAGACCAUACUGCGUCUACUGCGUCCACUACAAUAUCGACUACAGCGACUCAAGGACAGGCCUAUGAUGCGCCGCGUAAUGAUUCCACGGCUUCGGAGAGCUCACUCACGAAUGUCACGAAUAGUAUCGCCAGUGUCGCGGGCAGUUCGAUCAAUGAGGUUAAGAACAAACUCACAACUGUGGCCUCCAAUGAGUCCGUGCAGAACGUUUGGGAGCAGGUUCGCUCGAUAGCUACCGGAAGUAAUAAAGAAACCCAAGAAGUCGAUACCUCACCCAGCCAGGACGAGAUCGACCGUAUUGACAAGAUGGACAAUGAGAAGAUUGCCGAGUUCCUCCGAGAAAAGAAUAGAAGCGAUGCUCGUCUACCAAGGAGAAGAUAGUGGCUUAUGUGUCAACUUUAUGAGUAACGUCAAUCUUACAAAAGAACCGCAUUGAAAGAGAAACAACCAAAUAUGAAGUAAAAUGUGCACCCAUGUGGAUAAUAUAUGCUCCCUGAACUCCCACAAUUCCACGCGACUCUACAAAACCGCUUUGAAUCCCCUGUCCGAACUGCGAUCU